Molecule: messenger RNA, 1841 nt
Organism: Saccoglossus kowalevskii
Lineage: Eukaryota; Metazoa; Hemichordata; Enteropneusta; Harrimaniidae
Product: leucine-rich repeat-containing protein 40-like
Cellular component (GO): cytoplasm
Molecular function (GO): protein binding
Source: RefSeq, a predicted model, not a curated record
CUCAAUGGCCGGUCGUUCGGUUCAAAGUUCCCAUAUUAUGAGAAUGAAACUCUCCUGGAGAACUUUUUAAUUAAGCCGACAACAAAAUGUCAAGAAGAGGGGGAGGCAAAUUUAAACCAAGAGCUGGAUUUCAGAAGCCAGACCAGCCGACAUCGGGCGUGCCUUCCGCUAUGAUAAAACAGGCAAGAAGAAGUGGACAGUUGAAUAUUUCGAAUCGUAACCUGACAGAAGUUCCCAGUCAGGUGUGGAGGAUUAAUAUUGAUGUACCGGAAGAAGCUAGGUCGGUUUCCCUGGAUGAUGCUGAGGAUAGAUGGUGGGAUCAAGUCGAACUCGUCAAAUUAAUACUAGCAUCUAAUAAAUUGCAAGAAAUAUCCAAUGAUAUUAACCAGUUAUCAGCAUUGACUGUACUUGAUAUCCACGAUAAUGAGCUCUCUUCAUUGCCUGAGACAAUUGGUGAAUUAUCAAAUCUGCAGCGACUUAAUCUCAGCCACAAUAAACUUGUAUCAUUACCCAGUGAAUUGUUCUCACUUGUCAACUUAGUAUUGUUACAUGUGCAGCAUAAUGAACUGUGUGAAUUGGGGGAUGAACUAGGAUCAUUGAUUAACUUAGAAGACCUGGAAUUACAUGUUGGUAACAAUCAACUUAGUGAGUUGUCCAAGGAACAUUUACAGUACCUCAGUAAUAUCUCUGUAUUGGAUGUACGUGAUAACCGCAUAAAGACUAUUCCUGAUGAAGUAGUCUCCCUACAAGCAUUGCAAAGACUAGAUCUUACAAACAAUGAAUUAUCAAGAGGAGACUGUUUUGCGGGAUCAACAGAACUACAACAUGCAAAGAAGUCAAAUUUCUUGAGACAGAGACGAUCGAUCUACAUCUUGUCAGGGUACGCGUGUAGAAAAUGUGGACUGAGAGCGUUGACUCUGCAUAAAAACAUGGAUGAGUUCAGGAAGAAACUUCAACAAACUAUUAAAAAGCGAGAGUUAUUGGAAAAGUUGCAGGCUUUUUCCUCCAAGAAAAUGAGAGGUACACAAGCUAUACUGAAAUAUUUAAGAAGUAGAAUUGAGGAAGAUAGUACAGAGACUGAUGCUGUUGGGGCUGCUUCAAACCCAUCCAGUGCAAUGGGAGUUGUUUCAAAUGUAGAGGGAAAGACGCUAGAUUACAGUAACAAGAAAGCUACUAGUGUACCAUCCACUAUUUGGCAACCUGCUGUAGAUGCUGCAGUCACUACUAUCAACUUGAGUAAAAAUCUCUUGUCUGAUUUCCCUUUGAAUGUUGUUGUAUUGAGUAAUACAUGUAAAGAAUUGAAUCUUGGAUUAAAUAAACUCUCAACUAUCCCCCCUGAUUUGAAAAUGAUGGUUAAUCUCACUACAUUGGAUCUCAGGAAUAACUUGAUAGAUCAUCUUCCCCAUGAUAUAACUACAUUGGUAAAUCUUAGAGAUGCGAUACUUUCAUGUAACCGUUUCAAAGAGAUACCGCCGGUGUUGUUCUGUCUGUCUAAACUAGAGACUAUAAUCAUCGCUGAUAACCAAGUAGCUUUCAUUGAUGUUCAAGGGUUACUACGGUUACCAAUGUUAUCAACUUUAGAUUUACAGAACAAUAAUGUAUCCCAAGUUCCACCUGAAUUGGGUACUGUUGAAUCACUGAGAUCACUUCAGCUUGCAGGUAAUCCAUUCCGAAACCCCAGGGCAGCUAUCUUAGCUAAAGGCACUCCAGCAUUACUAGAGUAUUUACGUGAUAAAAUACCAAGAUGAUUGGCAAAUAAAUUAUCAAGUAUCCUGACACAAACACUUUACCUACUCUUUCAGUCAAUGUUCACUCUUAUUUUUGCACAAUUUAAGUAGCCC